GAGAUUUUUUUAUUUAUUUUGAAAACUCUGCUCUCAAAUGCUAUUCUUUCUAAUGUGUCCAUUGCAGGUAUAUUCUGAGGCAUUAUGAUUUUAAAAGUGCAGUACAAAACCCACAGAAAGUACAUCAAGAUUGGAGAGGCUUCUUUUGAAGUUUUCAUCACAGAAGUUAAAGAGAAAUUUUCCAUACCCCUCGAUACACUGCUAAAAGUGACCGAUGAGACUGGGACAGAGGUGGAUCAAGAUGUGUUUGCUGAUCUCACAACCUCAAAAGACAUCUGCUUUAUCAUUGAGAAUGAGUGUGAUUCCUCCUACUCAAACCUGUCCUCACCAAGCUUGACUGACACAAUAUCAAUGUCAUCAUCAAGCAAAGAAAGUGAUGGCUUCAACCCAUUUAAACGAAUUAGAAGAGAAGAGGCAUUGCAGGAUUCAGCAGCCAAAGAUCUGAUAAAAGAGAUUCUUCUCUCAAAACCGGGAGGGACAGCGGUACUUAAAGAAUAUGAGGAUACAGGAACAAUUUGUGACAGCUCAAGGAGGCAGAUGGUUAAUAUCCUUGCUGCUCAUAUGACCGAAACUGAGGGGCGAAUCCCACAACGAAUUACAAAGGAGAAGUAUGCUCUUGGAAUAAUCUCAUUGUUUCCUUCCCUUAAAGAUCCACUUUCUCCCAAAGGAUAUGAGCAUUUUUAUGAUAGUCAGAGUGGGUCUGGCUUUCUGGCAUGGCGUCUAAAAACUAUUCAGCGGAAGACAAAGCUUGCUGUGAAUUCUGAUGCCCCAAAAACGGGAACUACUGGAGGUCCAACACUUGGGAGAACCAUCAGCCACCUUGACAACCAACCACCUGAAGAGUCCUGCAAAGAGGCCGUAGCACUAAUGAACCAUACCAGUGACAAAGGGACCAUACUGCUGAAAAUGCGCGAAACGUUUGAAUACAGGCAGCGGCUUGUCCAUAAUCCUGAGACGGCAUCUACAGUCCUCUCUGUAUUCCCCCGACUGUUGGACACAAAAGGAUUGGUAGGGUGA
Molecule: messenger RNA, 1017 nt
Organism: Astyanax mexicanus (Mexican tetra)
Lineage: Eukaryota; Metazoa; Chordata; Actinopteri; Characiformes; Acestrorhamphidae
Exons: 6
Coding region: 85-1017 (310 amino acids)
Source: RefSeq, a predicted model, not a curated record